AUGUCAUUAGCUCAAGUUCCAUAUUUAAAUUGUAUUAGAAAUACUUUAACUGCUUCAAUGUGUCUCCAAAACUUUGGUUCACAAAUUGUUGAAAGACACAACAAACCAGAAGUUGAAGUCAAAACAAGCAAAGAAUUAGUUUUAAAUCCAGUUAUUAUUGCUCGUAAUAAAGCUGAAAGAGUUUUAAUUGAAACCUCAAUUAAUUCUAUUCGUAUCAGUGUUUCAAUCAAAAAAUCUGAUGAAGUUGAUGUUAUUCUUGCUAAAAAAUUCGUUCGUUUCCUUGUUCAAAGAGCUGAAAGUUUCAUCAUCUUAAGAAGAAAACCAGUCGAAGGUUACGAUAUUAGUUUCUUAGUUACCAACUUCCACACCGAAAGUAUGUUCAAACAUAAACUCGUUGAUUUCAUUAUUCAAUUUAUGGAAGAUAUCGAUAAGGAAGUCAGUGACUUAAAAUUAACUCUUAAUGCCAGAGGUCGUAUCAUUGCUUCUGAAUACUUAAAGAACUUUGCUUAA
Molecule: messenger RNA, 510 nt
Organism: Dictyostelium purpureum
Lineage: Eukaryota; Evosea; Eumycetozoa; Dictyosteliales; Dictyosteliaceae
Product: p20-arc
Exons: 4
Coding region: 1-510 (169 amino acids)
Biological process (GO): Arp2/3 complex-mediated actin nucleation; actin filament polymerization
Cellular component (GO): Arp2/3 protein complex; actin cytoskeleton
Molecular function (GO): actin filament binding
Source: RefSeq, a predicted model, not a curated record